UGCAAUGAAAACAGGAAGAAAGACACCGUGAGGAAAUAUUUUACCAAAAUGAGUCAGAGAGCGAUGGAGGGAUAUUGUGGUGUGGAAUGAGUCGUGAACACAGCGCAUCAGCCAACAGCAGAUGGAAGAGAUCGAGAGAGAGAGAGAAUACGUGUUCCAUGAGCUGAAUUCUGUGCUGGACAUCUCAUAUGAUGGAACGGGCGAUGGAGCAUUUGAAUGUACAGCUGAAUCGACUGACGCGCUCCCUGCGCCGCGCGAGGACUGUGGAACUCCCAGAAGACAGUGAAACAGCUGUGUACACCCUCAUGCCCAUGGUCAUGGCCGACCAGCACAGGUCAGUUUCUGAAUUGCUUUUAAACUCAAAGUUUGAUGUCAACUAUGCCUUUGGACGUGUUAAAAGAAGCCUUCUACACAUUGCUGCCAACUGUGGAUCAGUAGAGUGUCUUGUCCUGCUGUUAAAGCGUGGAGCGAAUCCAAACUAUCAGGAUAUCUCCGGCUGCACACCUCUGCAUCUGGCUGCAAGAAAUGGACAGAAGAAGUGUAUGGGCAGACUGUUAGAGUACAAUGCUGAUGUUAAUAUCUGCAAUAAUGAAGGUCUCACUGCUAUUCAUUGGCUGGCAGUGAAUGGAAGGACAGAGCUACUUCAUGACCUCGUGCAGCAUGUGUCUAAUGUGGACGUGGAGGAUGCCAUGGGCCAGACAGCCUUACAUGUGGCCUGCCAGAAUGGACACAAGACUACUGUGCAGUGUCUUCUGGACAGCGGAGCGGACAUCAACAGGCCCAAUGUAUCUGGAGCCACUCCACUCUAUUUCGCCUGCAGUCAUGGUCAGAGGGACACCGCACAGAUACUGCUCCUCAGGGGAGCCAAGUAUUUGCCGGACAAGAAUGGGGUUACACCGCUUGACCUGUGUGUGCAGGGUGGUUAUGGCGAAACAUGUGAAAUUCUCAUCCAGCACCAUAGCAGACUGUUUCAGACACUGAUACAGAUGACUCAGAAUGAUGACAUUAAAGAGAACAUGCUAAGGCAGGUUCUAGAACAUGUUUCACAGCAGAGUGACUCCAGCUACCAAAUGAUCUUGACCAGCUUGGCUGACGUGGCCACCACAAACGGACAUAAACUGCUGAGUUUGUCCAGUAACUUUGAGGUCCAAACAAAGAGUUUGCUCCGAAUUGUCCGGAUCUUCUGUCAUGUGUUCUGUCUUGGACCGUCCUGCCCAAACAACGGGAAUGACAUGGGUUACAACGGAAACAAGACACCACGUAACCAGGUUUUUAAGCCUCUGGAGCUGUUGUGGCACUCUCUUGAUGAAUGGCUGGUCCUCAUCUCCACCGAGCAGGAUAAGGAGAGCACAGACGCAACAACCUCAUCCUCAGGAAAUGACAUUGCGUCACUCUUCCUGAAAAAGCAGGAGGUCGACCCUUCUUUUUCCAGUGAAAAUCCCCCUCUGUUGCUGGACGCCAAGUCAGUGAUGAAGACGCCGGAGGGCUACGCCGAUGGUCAGGAUGUCAUCUCUAUGAUAGCCAAUCGCCUGAGCGCUGUGAUCCAGGCUUUCUACAUGUGCUGUUCCUGUCAGAUGCCACACAGCAUGACCUCCCCUCGAUUCAUCGAGUUUGUCUGUAAGCAUGAUGAAGUGCUCAAGUGUUUUGUGACAAGGAAUCCCAAAAUCAUCUUCAACCACUUCCACUACCUGCUGGAAUGUCCUGAGCUCAUGUCCCGCUUCAUGCAUAUUAUUAAAGGACAGCCAUUUAAGGACAGGUGUGAGUGGUUUUAUGAACAUCUUCUGGCUGGACAGCUAGACUCGGAUAUGGUGCACCGGCCAGUUAAUGAAAAUGAUAUUCUUCUUGUUCACCGAGACUCAAUAUUCCGAAGCAGCUGCGAGGUUGUGUCCAAGUCCUCCAAUGAGAAACUCAAACAAGGCAUUGCAGUGCGGUUUCACGGUGAAGAGGGAGUGGGUCAGGGGGUGGUCAGAGAGUGGUUUGACAUUCUGUCCAAUGAGAUCAUCAACCCGGACUAUGCACUGUUUACACAAUCAGCUGAUGGUACCACGUUUCAACCCAACAGUAAUUCCUCUGUAAACCCAGAUCAUCUAAACUACUUCGGAUUUGCUGGUCAAAUCCUGGGUCUGGCUCUCUACCAUCGACAGCUGGUGAACAUCUACUUCACACGCUCCUUUUACAAGCACAUACUGGGCAUCCCAGUGAGCUAUCAGGAUGUGUCAUCCAUUGACCCAGAGUAUGCUAAAAAUCUGCAGUGGAUUCUGGACAAUGACAUCAGUGACCUUGGCCUUGAGCUCACCUUCUCUGUAGAGACAGAUGUGUUUGGAACUAUGGAAGAGGUCCCUCUCAAACCAGGAGGAAUUGCCAUUCAGGUCACCCAAGACAACAAGGAGGAGUAUGUGCAGCUGGUGACGGAGCUCAGGAUGACCCGAGCGAUUCAGCCGCAGAUCGAUGCCUUCCUGCAGGGCUUUCACACUUUCAUCCUCCCCUCGCUCAUCCAGCUCUUUGAUGAAUAUGAGCUGGAACUGCUGUUGUCAGGCAUGCCUGAAAUUGAUGUGAUGGACUGGAAGAAGAACACAGAGUACACUAGUGGCUACGACCUGCAGGAGCCUGUUAUACAGUGGUUUUGGGAAGUGGUUGAAAAUCUCACUCAAGAAGAAAGAGUCCUUCUCUUACAGUUUGUUACAGGAAGUUCAAGAGUUCCUCAUGGAGGAUUUGCUUUUCUUCUGGGUGGCAGCGGUCUGCAGAAGUUUACUAUUGCCGCUGUGCCCUACACAUCAAACCUACUGCCUACCUCUAGUACAUGUAUUAACAUGCUGAAACUCCCAGAAUACCCCAGCAAGGACGUCCUACGUGAUCGUUUGCUGGUUGCACUGCAUUGUGGGAGUUACGGAUACACCAUGGCGUGACGCCGGCUUCUGCGUUUGCUGAGAAUUCUGCUCUGUGGACACACGACGCACACAUGGCUCAGUUCAGGGAUACUUCAACACUUUGAUUCAAAAGCCUUUAUAUUUUAUUUAUUUUUGGCACGAGGAAAUUUAUGACAAGGACAUCAGUGAAUAAUGACAUGAAUUAAUGAUACUUCAGGCACUGAGGCUGUUUUGUAUAUGUGAAAAAGAUGUUCAGGUCACAUUUCGCAGUAAAUUCAAAAUAAGGAUUUUUUAAUUUAGUUUUUCAUUGCUGUAAUACUCAUUUUUCAAUAUUACACCAAAUGCAAUACUAUUAUACAUUUUUUAAAAUUAGAAUUAAUAUUCAUUUUUCUGUAUUACACCAA
Molecule: messenger RNA, 3271 nt
Organism: Sinocyclocheilus anshuiensis
Lineage: Eukaryota; Metazoa; Chordata; Actinopteri; Cypriniformes; Cyprinidae
Product: E3 ubiquitin-protein ligase HACE1-like
Exons: 26
Coding region: 189-2906 (905 amino acids)
Biological process (GO): membrane fusion; Golgi organization; protein polyubiquitination
Cellular component (GO): nucleus; cytoplasm; Golgi membrane
Molecular function (GO): ubiquitin protein ligase activity; protein binding
Source: RefSeq, a predicted model, not a curated record